UCUGGCUGGUUGUCCCUCCUCCUCAUGAACUUUCUCUGCUGUCAGUGACUUCCUCACCAGGUGAAGAAAAGGUCAAGGUGCUCAUGGUCCCAGUCCCAGUACCAGUCUUCAUUCCAGUUCCGAUGAACAUGUACUCUCAAAAGACACCUGUCCCCAUGGCUAUGCCCAUGCCUGUUCCAGUACCUUUGGUGGUACCACCACAGAAAAAGGAAGUGAGUGAUGUAGCUGUCCAAUCUGAGCCUGUACAUGUGGAGGAAGAUAAACAGAAGGUCUUGCCCAUUGCCAGUGAAGACCAGGACAGUUCUCACCCCAGAGAAAUAGACCCCGAGGAGAUGACUCCAAUUAUCAGUGAGGACAAUGAGCCUGAAAAACAAGAGUGCACGGUACAACGUAAUGAAAAAGAAGAGUGCAUAGAACAGGCUGAAGAAAACGAACAUUCCAGCAAACAAAUCAGCGAAAAAGAAGAGCGCACAACACAAAGAGAUGAAAAACUGAGGUUCACAAUACAAACUGAUGAAAAAGAAGAGUGCACAGUGCAAACGGAUGAAAAAGAAGAGUGCACAGUGCAAACAGAUGAAAAAGAAAAGUGCACAGUGCAAACGGAUGAAAAAGAAGAGUGCACAGUGCAAACGGAUGAAAAAGAAAAGUGCACAGUGCAAACGGAUGAAAAAGAAGAGUGCACAGUGCAAACGGAUGAAAAAGAAAAGUGCACAGUGCAAACGGAUGAAAAAGAAAAGAGCACAGUGCAAACGGAUGAAAAAGAAGAGUGCACAGUGCAAACGGAUGAAAAAGAAAAGUGCACAGUGCAAACGGAUGAAAAACAAGAGUGCUCACAGCAACCUGAUCAGCAACCUACUAUAUACUCUGUGGGAAGCACUGAGGCAACUGAUCCAAAAAUUAGUGCCCAGCCAGAAGAAAGCAUGAUAACGAGUGAGCCACCUUCCACCAGCAUUGAACAUGACUCCCCCUCUUCUCCCAUGAUGGACCUGGAGACUGAAUUACCAACUGUACUGUUGGAUCAGAAGAGGUCAACUCCCCAGCGAGGAGUGAAGAGACCCAGAGAAGGUUCCUCUGGCCGUAAACGGAGUCGAAGGCGCACUGCUUCACUGGAUCGCCGUGCAGUCAAGUCUCCAGCCGGCUCAAAACUGAACCACUUAUAUGGAGUUAAAGCGUGGAAGAACUGGGUCCAGCAGUGCCAUGCCCAACCACAGGGCUCUCAUUCACUGGAUGUUAAAGAGGACAUCCUCCAGUGUGACUCCGCCCAGCUGAGCGUGGCUCUGUCUCGCUUUGUCAGACAAGUGAGACGACCCAACGGAGAGACUUACAGCCCAGAUAGCAUCUUCUACCUCUGUUUGGGCAUACAGCAGUAUCUGUUCAUAAAAGGCCGCAUAGAAAACAUUUUUACUGAUGAGCUGUACAGCCAGUUUGCCAAAGAAAUCACUGGGAUGCUGCGACUCUGGAAACCAAAGCUUCAAGCUGGUGGUGGCGUUAUUUCUUCACGUGUUGAGGAGUCCUACCUGUGGGAGUGUAAGCAGCUGGGUGCCUAUUCACCCAUCGUGUUGCUCAAUACACUGCUUUUCUUCUGCACCAAGAGCUUUGGCUUCACAACAUUGGCUCAACACAGAAAGCUCUCUUUUGCCAACUUCAGCCGGCAGUCCAAACCCUGCAGCCGCACAGGAAAGGUCCAGUGCCUCCGAUACCUGAAAAGUGCUGUUGGUCCAACUACUCGAGAAGAGACAGAGCGAACGAGGAAGAAGCAGGAGGAGAUGGGGGGCGACAUGGAGAUGCUGGAAAACACUGCAAACCCUCUUCACUGUCCCGUCAGACUCUACGAGUUCUAUCUGUCUAGAUGUCCAGAGUCAGCGAAGAAGAGAUAUGAUGUGUUUUACCUCCAACCUGAGAGAAAUGUCAACACUCAAAGUUCCCUUUGGUUUACAUCCCAGCCUUUGGAGAGUUCCACCUUACAGAGCAUGCUGACCCGUAUCUUGGCAGUCCGCGAGGUUCAGCAGAAACAGGAAGCAGCUCUGCAGCAGCCGGCGGCGACAUCCUCAGCCGCCAAUGACGGUGUCCACUGAUGCACAGCUGCACUUUCCUGCUUCCUGCUAAAACUGUGCAUUCCAUCAGUCAUCUCUGCAACACAAACCUCUGAUGCUGUUCAGGUCACCGUGGAUUGAGGCUGCACGUACACUCAUCCAGGCUGUUGGGACCCUGUUCACCGGGCUUUCAAAGACACAGCAGGAUGAGAGACUGUGACACAAAAACAGGCAUCUUUGAAAUGUGGGGUUCUUGUAUUGACUUACCUCAGUGGCUCUCUCCUCUCACAAACGUGCACAAUAAGUUUACAAACAUCUGACAUUUCCGUCUGUAUGUGUGGGAGUGGGAGUGAGCACCCUGCUCACCCGCUCUCAUCUCAUCCAUGUACAAAGCUGCAGUAACAGUGCGUCAGUUUAAAGUGAUGUUACUGGUCAUUAAUGAAGACCAGGUGUGUCUCAUGUACAGUUCUCUAAUUCCUAACAAUGUUCUUACCCCAAAUCACAAAA
Molecule: messenger RNA, 2540 nt
Organism: Thalassophryne amazonica
Lineage: Eukaryota; Metazoa; Chordata; Actinopteri; Batrachoidiformes; Batrachoididae
Product: zinc finger MYM-type protein 4-like
Exons: 11
Coding region: 84-2075 (663 amino acids)
Source: RefSeq, a predicted model, not a curated record